Mangifera indica (mango) is the source of this 1508-nucleotide messenger RNA. RefSeq names its product UDP-glucuronate 4-epimerase 6-like. The coding region runs from base 50 to 1414 and encodes 454 amino acids. NCBI's taxonomy places the organism in Eukaryota, Viridiplantae, Streptophyta, Magnoliopsida, Sapindales, Anacardiaceae. The record is from RefSeq and is a predicted model, not a curated record. The transcript has a single exon.
UUUCCCUUUAUAAUCUUCCCUUCAAUCAUUCUUCUCAAUUUUAUCAUCAAUGGCUUCUCCAGACACUAGCAAAACCGUUAAGCUAGAACGCUACAAUAGUUACGUUCGUCGAAUAUACUUCACCAAGCUCCUGCAUUCCUCUUCUAAACUCCUCUUUCCAGCCACCAUUAUUAUUGCACUCCUUAUUAUUCUCUUCUUCGCUUUAAAUUAUCCCCCGCUCUCUGAUAAUUCUCCUCCUCAUCACCACGGUCACGCUCUUCUUCUCUCGACUUCUUUAUUCUCCUCCGCGGGCCGCGGAGUCUCUUUGGAGAAGCAGCUCCGUCACUCUGCCACUCCCCGCCGACCCAAUGGUUUCACUGUCUUGGUCACUGGAGCUGCCGGGUUCGUCGGAUUCCAUUGCUCUCUUGCUUUAAAGAAACGGGGCGAUGGGGUUCUUGGAUUGGAUAACUUCAACGAUUAUUAUGAUCCCACCCUUAAAAGAGACAGACAAAAGCUACUUCAAAAGCAUCAGAUUUUCAUUGUAGAAGGUGACUUGAACGAUACGCCGUUGUUGCAUAAGCUUUUUGAUGUUGUACCUUUCACUCACGUCCUGCACUUAGCAGCACAAGCUGGGGUGCGUUACGCCAUUAAGAACCCGCACUCUUACGUGGCAUCCAAUGUGGCCGGCUUCAUCAACCUUCUAGAAGUGUGCAAAUCCGCCAAUCCUCAGCCUUCGAUUGUGUGGGCUUCAUCCAGCUCAGUGUACGGCCUCAACACUGAUGUUCCAUUUUCCGAAUCUGAUAGAACCGAUCAGCCCGCAAGUCUCUACGCAGCAACAAAGAAAGCGGGAGAAGAAAUUGCCCACACGUAUAAUCAUAUUUACGGGCUUGCCCUAACUGGGUUAAGAUUCUUUACCGUAUACGGUCCGUGGGGAAGACCCGACAUGGCCUACUUCUUCUUCACAAAAGACAUACUACAAGGCAAAGCAAUUGACGUGUAUGAAACCCAGGAUGAAAAAGAGGUGGCGCGUGAUUUCACGUACAUUGACGAUGUCGUGAAAGGGUGUCUUGGCGCACUCGACACAGCGGAGAAGAGCACCGGGAGUGGUGGAAAAAAAAAAGGCCCGGCUCAGCUGAGAGUGUACAAUCUCGGAAACACGUCGCCAGUUACAGUGGGGAGAUUGGUUUCAAUCUUGGAGAAUUUAUUAAACACAAAAGCGAAGAAGCAUGUGAUCAGAAUGCCGAGAAAUGGCGAUGUGCCAUUCACGCAUGCAAAUGUGAGCUUGGCGAAUAAGGAUUUCGGGUACAACCCCAGCACGGAUCUCGUGUCAGGAUUGAGGAAAUUUGUGAAAUGGUAUGUUAGUUAUUACCGGAUUCAAUCGAGGGUGAAAAAGGAAAUCAGAUUUAACAACGCGCCUUAUGGGGACUCCCGUUGAAGUCAUUAAACGGCGUCGUUUCAUCGUAAUUGAUGCUAUUGGUUUUUGGUUUUUUCAAAUUUAUUUAUCAGCUAAUAAAUUUUGCGUUGAUGAA